UACUUCGCGACACUGUGAACGCCUGUGUGUUUGGUGACGGAAGUAGCGUUACCUUGCCGCGCCACUGAAACUACCGCGUCAUUCUCUGCCCUCAGGUGAGAGAGAUGAGAGGACGCCGCGGGAUUCGUUCGCUCAAACUCUGAACGGCCCCUCGAGAACUUUUACAAUUGGACUAUUUCAUCCAAACGUCUUUAAAAGCAGCGCCUGCGUUGACUGGGCUGAACGUCAAGCGCGUCCGUUUCUGUUUUGCGAGCGAAACUACUUCCCUGAAAUAAGAUGAGUUCUGCUACGUUUGAACAAGGAGGGAAUGGGCGUCACGAGCAGGUCACCUUCCUGACGAAUGAACAGAAGAUGGCAACGGCACGGAAGACGAAAGUUGUCGUGGGGGUCGUCGUUGCCCUGUUGGUAGUGGCUGCAGUGGUCGGAUUUCUUGUGUGGCUCUUUGUUGUCAGGAGCAAAGAAUUGGAAAAUGAGGCCACCGUAUAUAGACAUAGCUCAUCCACACUGGUUUACAGCGGACAAAUUAAGCUUCUCAAACCAGAGUACAACCCCGUGUAUGAGGACCCUGCCAGUGCAGAAUUCCAACAAGUGGCGAGGGACUUGGAAGGAAUUAUGAACGAAACAUUCACCAGAGAUCCUCUCCUCUCCAAAUACUAUACAAAGUCUGUCAUCACUGCCUUCAGUGAAGGAACGUUGGCGUAUCAUUGGUCUCAAUUUGACAUUCCUGAGGCGGACCAAGAGAUCGCCCUGGAACUGACCGAGGACCGCGUGGUUGAGGCCCUGCGGAAGAGCAUCCGGCAAGAGGGCAAACGAGUCGGGAACAUCGCAGUCACAUCCAGCGACAUCACCGCUUCGUCCACAGACCCUCGGAUGGCCAGGGACCCCAGAUCUAAUAUCUGCUUUUAUAGUCUCAUGGCUGGCACCACCAGCAAAGAAUUUACAUCUCCUAACCACCCUGGGAGAUACCCACCUAACUCCCGAUGCCAGUGGCAGAUCCGCGCUCCUAAAGGCUAUGCCAUCAUGGUCAAGUUUAAGACCUUCCACAUAGAGGAUGACUGUGCCAAUGACUAUGUAGCCAUCUAUGACUCUCUCAGUCCUGACAACACAUAUGCUAUCACAAAACAGUGUGGGCUUCGACCUCCUUCAAAUCCUCUUGAAGUAGUUUCUUCUGGUAAUAUCAUGCUCAUCAACUUAAUCACGGAUGUGGUACAGAAACCUGGAUUCAAAGCAGUUUACACUGCCAUUCCGACUAUUGCUGCUGGGAGCUGUAGAUCAUCUCUGACUACAUCCACAGGAGAGUUCACCUCUCCUCAUUAUCCUAGUUUCUAUCCUCCUUUGGUGGACUGCAACUGGAACAUCAUUGUUCCUGCUGGUAGAAAGAUUAAAAUUGAGUUCAAUAUGUUCCGUGUGAAAGAGCCGGGGGUGGACACUAGCAGCUGUAACAAAGACUACGUAGAGGUUCUGGGUAAAAAGUAUUGUGGAGAAAGACGAAGGCUUGUUCUCUCCAGCACCACCAAUACCUUGGAAGUGAAGUUCCGUUCAGAUGAAUCCUACACUGAUAAGGGUUUCAAGGUCACUUACACCGCCUUUGACCCUGUAAACCCUUGCCCUGCUCAGUUUGCGUGCACCUCAGGCUACUGCAUCAAAAAAGAGCAACAAUGUGAUGGGUGGAACGACUGCGACGACGCGAGUGAUGAGAGAAAUUGCCGCUGUGAUGACGAUCAGUUCACUUGCCGUAAUGGCGUGUGCAGGCCUCAGUACUUUGUGUGCGACAGAGUAAAUGACUGCGGCGACAACAGCGAUGAGGAACAUUGCGAUUGUGGCAAAGCUCAGGAAAGGUGCGGGGACGGCGCCUGCAUCCCACAAGAAUUUAUAUGCGAUGGGAAAAAUGACUGUGCUGAUGGAAGUGACGAGGUCUCGUGUGUAGCAUCGGCUGGUAUCUGCAAUAAUUUCUCCUUCAAAUGUAAAAACAAGCAGUGUGUAAACAAAGUGAAUGCAGAAUGUGAUCGCGAAGAGGACUGCUCAGAUGGUUCGGAUGAGCAGGGAUGUGACUGUGGUCUCCGGCCAUACAAGCACAAUCGUAUUGUGGGUGGGCAAAACGCAGAUGUGGGUGAAUGGCCGUGGCAGGUCAGUCUACAUUUCCAGACCAACGGACAUGUUUGCGGCGCCUCAAUCAUCUCCAACAAUUGGCUGCUGUCCGCUGCCCACUGCUUCAUCCAGCCUGAUCCAACCUACAAAAAGACAUCCAGCUGGCUGACGUACAGUGGUCUGCGGGACCAAAACAUCCAGGACUCUGUUCAGAAGCGCACUUUGAAGAACAUCAUCACCCACCCAAACUACGACUCGAUGACCUACGAUUAUGACAUUUCACUGCUAGAACUGAGCGAUCCAUUGAACUUCACCAACACCGUGCAUCCCAUCUGCCUUCCGGCACCGACUCACGUCUUCACGGCCGGUAGCUCCUGCUUUGUUACGGGCUGGGGCACGCUCCGAGAGGGAGGAAGUGUUGCACAAAUCUUGCAAAAAGCAGAAGUAAAGGUGAUUAAUGAUACGGUAUGCAACAUGGUGACCGAAGGUCAGGUGACCUCUAGAAUGAUGUGUAGCGGCUACCUCACCGGAGGUGUGGAUGCUUGUCAGGGAGACUCCGGCGGUCCUCUUGUAUGUCGUUCUGAUGUUGGUAAAUGGUUCCAGGCUGGAAUAGUGAGCUGGGGAGAAGGCUGCGCUCAGCGGAACAAGCCUGGCGUCUACACGCGUGUCACCAAACUGCGAGACUGGAUCCGUGAGAUCACAAACAUAUAGUGAAGCCUGGACCUGCAAUCAUACGACAACCAAAGCAGAAGAACACAAACGUGAAUAUUCAGUACUCACAAAAGAGAAAGUGAAUACAGCUUUGGUUGAUAUCCUUUGUGAGAGAAAAAAAAAAUCAUUCCAAUUGAACUUCUUCAGACCACCUGGUUGCUUUCAUAAUAGCAUUUUCAUUCAGUAUGACUAUUUGGUUGUUAUGGCUUAUGAAUGAUGCGUUUCAUAGCUGUAUCAAUCUAAAGUUGGGUUCAACUUUAGUCAACCAAAUAAAAAGGUUGAUAAAAUACAUGCAGAUACCACUACAUUGAAAAAAGAUGUACUGUUACACUUCUUCAACCCUGUCACGCAGUUGUAGUUGUAAAUGGCACUUAGAUCCAACUAUCCUAUAAUUAGCCUGCCAGCACUUUUUGGAAGUCACGAUGUUAUCUUUAGGAGUUUCUUUUCAGAAACUCUUGUUUCAGGCUUUGGAGGUAGCUUGAAUCCCUACAUUUUUUUUUUUUUUUUCCCUUUUAAGCGAAGGUCAAAAGCUUCUUUGCAAUCUAGAAAUUUCUGUAAGCAUCCCACUCAGGCUGACCUUCUUUUCUCACAUCUGUGUGAUCUCGGAACCUCAGUGCCAAAGCUCUGAAAUGGAGGAUUAGGUAAAAAUAGGAUAUUUCCGUCAUCCAUUUGCCAAUACAACCAAGGCCAACAUAGGUCACUCACUUCUGCUGCAUGUUAAAGUUCCAGCCAAUCAAUGUCAAAGCUGUUGGCUGAAACAACCUAGCAGGUUGGUCUCUCCUUCAAAGAGACCUUAACGUAUUGGGGAAUCGAUACCGCCGGUUCCACACAGAUUAGGCAAGUUUCUUUCCCAUGGAAAGUCCACUUGCUUAGUAAGAUUUUCGGGCUUUGUAGUGUAGUGACUUAAUUUCCCAGGAGGUAUAAGAGACAUUCGCUGUAUUUUGAGAGAUGUCAGGCAAUAGAUGCCGUAUUUAUGUACUGCAGAUGUUUGAUUAUAGCAUCAUGAUGUGCAAUUUGACCUAUUGGGGCUGUUAGGCUUUCAUUUUAAAAUAGUUUUAAAACUGCAAUGAUUAUGUAUGGCUUUGUGUCUGGGUGACUAAAAACCUUUUGUAUUGUUAAUGUAACAGAGCUUGUUGGUCUUUUCAGUGUUGUUAUAUUUUAUAUUUUAACACUAUGCAAAUAUUUUAAUGUAUGCUAAUUUUCAUGGAGUUUAUAAUGUUUUCUUGGCAAUAAAAUAGAUUCUGGUUUUA
Puntigrus tetrazona (Sumatra barb) is the source of this 4049-nucleotide messenger RNA. It is a transcript of the gene st14, whose product is annotated as suppressor of tumorigenicity 14 protein homolog. Bases 277 to 2799 code for a protein of 840 amino acids. NCBI's taxonomy places the organism in Eukaryota, Metazoa, Chordata, Actinopteri, Cypriniformes, Cyprinidae. The transcript has 19 exons. Gene Ontology annotation, biological process: acrosome reaction; proteolysis. Gene Ontology annotation, molecular function: serine-type endopeptidase activity; protein binding. The record is from RefSeq and is a predicted model, not a curated record.